This is a messenger RNA of Yamadazyma jaroonii, 678 nucleotides long. The record is from the annotation of a GenBank genome assembly. NCBI's taxonomy places the organism in Eukaryota, Fungi, Ascomycota, Pichiomycetes, Serinales, Debaryomycetaceae.
AUGAUUUCAAUAACAGGUAUUGAAAACUUAAUCGACCAAUAUACUUCAAAUUUGAACGAAUCCAAAGAUCCCAUAAUAACAGGAUACGAAAUCAAGAAGAUAAAACAUGAUAUAAUCGAUAUAAAACUUCAAUUGAAUCAUUUCAAGUCCAAUAAAAAGUAUACUUCAAUCAAUGAGAAGCUUAGUGGAUUACAGUUCAUAAUUGAUCAAAAGAGUCACGAAUUGAAGAAAACCAUUAAGGAACCAACACCCGAAGUUACUCAAGAAAAGGUAGAAUCCGUACCUAUCCCUGAGACGAAAGACGAUUAUAAUGAAUUACGACAACGAUUAUUAUCAAGUUCAACAGUUCUUGAACGAACAAACAAUUCUAAUGACUACCAUGAAAACUUACAAGAAGAUAUUUUACAAGAUCUUAGUAAUUUAGCCAGUGAUUUAAAGAAUGGGGCUAUUCAAUUAUCAUACAAAUUAGUGGAAGAUGAAAAAUUAAUGUCUAAGACUCAAGAGAAUUUGCAUAGUAAUGAAAACUUUAUGUCUAUUGUUGGUACAAACUUGAAUUCCUAUGUAAUGAAUAAGUCAGGAGGUAAAAUAUCAUUUUGGUUCUUGGUUAAGACCAUGUUACUGAUAUUUGUUGCAUUCUUAAUGAUGAUUAUAAUAAUAAAGAUCUUACCCAAGAUGUAA